AUGGCCGCCUCAGCUCUACUCAAGAGCCGGGUCCGCCGGCCCUCGUACUUGAACAAAUUGGCCAAGGCGGAGGAUCUGAUUGACCUGUUCCCUCAUGGAUCGUACAUUGGCUGGKCUGGGUUUACCGGUGUCGGAUACCCAAAGAAAGUCCCAACAGCCCUAGCAGACCACGUCGAAAAGAACAACCUCCAAGGCCAGCUCAAAUACAGCUUGUUCGUAGGUGCCUCAUCCGGCGCUGAGACCGAGAAUCGCUGGGCCAGACUCAACAUGAUUGAGCGUCGAAGCCCUCACCAGGUCGGAAAGGAGAUUGCAAAGGGAAUCAACACCGGAAAUAUUCAGUUUUUUGACAAGCAUCUUAGCAUGUUUCCUUCUGACCUUGUCUACGGCUGGUAUACGAAAGAUCGACCUCAUAACAAGCUUGAUGUAACUGUCGUCGAAGCUACCGCCAUCACAGAAGAUGGCGGGAUUAUUCCCGGUGCAUCCGUCGGCGCAUCGCCAGAGUUGGUGCAAAUGGCGGAUAAGAUUAUCAUCGAAGUUAACACUUCAACUCCAUCGUUUGAAGGGUUGCACGAUAUCAGUCUUUCGGAUCUCCCACCACGACGCAAACCAUAUCUCAUUCUUUCGCCGGAGGAUCGCAUCGGUACGCCACACAUUCCGGUUGAUCCGGAAAAGGUUGUGGCUAUUGUCGAGUCGGACUAUCCUGAUGCCACGCAACCAAACGCGCCUGAAGAUGAGAGCUCCCGUGCGAUUGCGCGAAACUUGAUCGAGUUUUUGCAGCAUGAAGUCAAAAUGGGACGUCUUCCUCAGAACCUACUGCCUAUCCAGUCUGGUAUCGGUAAUAUUGCCAACGCAGUCAUUGGCGGUCUCAGCCACGGCGCAAACUUCCAUAACCUGAAAGUGUGGACUGAGGUGCUGCAAGACUCUUUCUUGGAUUUGUUUGACAGCGGUCACUUGGAUUUUGCGACUGCCACAUCCAUCCGAUUUUCGCCAGAUGGCUUCAAGCGAUUCUAUGAUGGCUGGGAGCGCUACGCUCCAAAACUGUUGCUCCGCUCACAACAAGUCUCUAACUCCCCAGAGAUCAUCCGCCGUCUCGGCGUUAUUGGCAUGAACACGCCUGUCGAAGUUGACAUCUACGCUCAUGCCAACAGCACCUGCGUUAUGGGCUCGCGAAUGCUCAACGGCCUCGGUGGAUCCGCUGAUUUCCUCCGAAAUGCCAAAUACAGCAUCAUGCACACUCCCAGUACCAGACCUAGCAAAACAGACCCCACAGGUGUCAGCUGUAUUGUGCCUAUGUGCACUCACGUCGACCAGACCGAGCACGAUUUAGACGUCGUAGUUACCGAACAGGGUCUCGCCGACGUGCGCGGUCUGUCGCCUCGAGAGCGUGCUCGCGUCAUUAUUGAUAAGUGUGCGCAUCCGGACUACAAGCCCAUCUUGCAAGACUACUUCGACCGGGCAGAGUUUGAGUGUCUGAAGAAGGGAAUGGGCCAUGAGCCGCAUAUGCUGUUCAAGGCAUUUAAUAUGCACAAGAAUUUUGCGGAGAAGGGGACUAUGAAGAUUGACUCGUGGGAGUAG
Messenger RNA from Talaromyces amestolkiae, 1575 nucleotides. RefSeq lists its product as uncharacterized. Bases 1 to 1575 code for a protein of 524 amino acids. Gene Ontology annotation, molecular function: acetate CoA-transferase activity; acetyl-CoA hydrolase activity. Gene Ontology annotation, biological process: acetate metabolic process. Gene Ontology annotation, cellular component: mitochondrion. The transcript has 3 exons. Lineage: Eukaryota; Fungi; Ascomycota; Eurotiomycetes; Eurotiales; Trichocomaceae. The record is from RefSeq and is a predicted model, not a curated record.